This is a messenger RNA of Trametes versicolor FP-101664 SS1, 743 nucleotides long. Its product is annotated as Maf/Ham1. The record is from RefSeq and is a predicted model, not a curated record. The transcript has 5 exons. Gene Ontology annotation, cellular component: cytoplasm. NCBI's taxonomy places the organism in Eukaryota, Fungi, Basidiomycota, Agaricomycetes, Polyporales, Polyporaceae. The coding region runs from base 1 to 555 and encodes 184 amino acids. Gene Ontology annotation, biological process: nucleoside triphosphate catabolic process. Gene Ontology annotation, molecular function: nucleoside triphosphate diphosphatase activity.
AUGAAAAUUACCUUUGUUACCGGAAACGCAGGCAAACUGCGAGAAGUGCGACAAAUUCUUGGUGCAGCGAACAUCGACGUCGUGUCUAAGGAACUUGACAUCCCCGAAAUCCAAGGUACGACCGCGGAGAUCGCCAUCGCCAAGUGUCGCCGUGCUGCUGAGCUACUGGACGGCCCCUGCAUCACCGAGGACACCGCACUCUGCUUCGAAGCAAUGAACGGCCUCCCUGGACCGUACAUCAAAUUCUUUCUCAAAGAGCUCGGCCAUGACGGCCUCAACAACAUGCUUGUCGGCUUCCCUACGAAAGCCGCCUAUGCCCUCUGUACCUUCGCAUACAGUGCGGGACCUAAAUGGGAGCCGAUCCUAUUCGAAGGUCGCACCGAUGGCCAGAUCGUUCCCGCAAGAGGCGAAGGCAACUUUGGCUGGGACGCCUGCUUCGAGCCAAAGGGCUUCGAACAAACAUAUGCUGAGAUGCCGGCCGAAUUGAAGAACCAGAUCUCUCAUCGCGGCCGUGCGCUGGAGAUUUUGGUAAAAUACUUGCGGACCCUUGAGUAGCAACCUCGUGUAGGCAGGAUAGGUUGAGUUGGUGGCGAUGGUGCGGGAUCCAUUGGAAUGUCCGAGGUAGGCUCGUGAACCAGCCUCACGUUCGGAGGCGGAAGACAAUCGUUCCGAAGUCUGAGGCGCUUGUAGCACAUACGCCGCGUCAUGUAUUGCUUACUUUUACGGUUUCGAAUGUAUCAAAC